Molecule: messenger RNA, 964 nt
Organism: Triticum dicoccoides
Lineage: Eukaryota; Viridiplantae; Streptophyta; Magnoliopsida; Poales; Poaceae
Product: probable glutathione S-transferase GSTU6
Exons: 1
Coding region: 84-785 (233 amino acids)
Biological process (GO): glutathione metabolic process
Cellular component (GO): cytoplasm
Molecular function (GO): glutathione transferase activity
Source: RefSeq, a predicted model, not a curated record
GGCUUAAGAGAGCACACAAGUACGCAGUAGAGGAAAUAGGAGUAGUUUACAAGCGGCAAAUAGGAAGAGAUCGAUCCAAGACGAUGGCCGGCGAAGGAGACGACGUCAAGCUGCUGGGCGCGGCGGUGAGCCCGUUCGCGGUCCGCGUGCGAAUGGCGCUGCACCUCAAGGGCGUGAGCUACCAGUACCUGGAGCAGGACCUGUUCGACAAGGGUGAGCUCCUCCUCGCCACCAACCCGGUGCUCAAGAAGGUCCCCGUGCUCAUCCACGCCGGCAGGCCCGUCUGCGAGUCGCUCGCCAUCGUCGAGUACGUCGACGAGGUCUGGGCUGACGGCGCCUCGCUCCUCCCUGCCGACCAUUACGGCCGCGCCGUAGCCCGCUUCUGGGCCGCCUACAUUGAUGACAAGCUGUUCCCCGCAUGGAUAAGCAUCUUACGUGCCGCCACGGAGGAGGACAGAACCGAGAAGCUCGAGGACGCGCUCGCGGUGGUCGGGCCCAUGGAGGACGCCCUCGUCCAAUGCUCUGGUGGGAAGGACUUCUUCGCCGGCGACUCCGUCGGGUACCUCGACCUUGCGCUCGGGUGCAACCUCUUCUGGUUCAAGGCGUUGCGAGAGAUGUUCGGCGUGACGGUCAUCGACGCCAGCAAGACUCCGCGCUUGGCCACCUGGGCUGAGAGGUUCGAGCAGACGGAGGCAGGGAAGGAGGCGGCCCCGCCCAUGAAGAGUAUGGUUGAGCACGCCGGGAAGCUGCGGGCUAUGUGGGCUGCUGCUGCGGCUACCAAGUAAUAAUUUAGUGGCAAGCUCGGAGGAGUUUCUUGAUUCGCUUGGCCUCGAGUUGGGUUUUGUUUGUCUAUAAAGGUGGUCAAUGAUUUUUUUUAAUUAGUUUACUUAUUAUUAAAGAUUUUUAAAUUUUACUUUUCUGCAUUGUGAUCUGUCCAGUAUGCAAUAAAAUGACCAUUUAUAUU